This is a messenger RNA of Populus euphratica (Euphrates poplar), 1062 nucleotides long. Its product is annotated as glutathione S-transferase 2-like. The coding region runs from base 80 to 712 and encodes 210 amino acids. The record is from RefSeq and is a predicted model, not a curated record. Gene Ontology annotation, biological process: L-phenylalanine catabolic process; glutathione metabolic process. The transcript has 10 exons. Gene Ontology annotation, cellular component: cytoplasm. Gene Ontology annotation, molecular function: glutathione transferase activity; maleylacetoacetate isomerase activity. Lineage: Eukaryota; Viridiplantae; Streptophyta; Magnoliopsida; Malpighiales; Salicaceae.
UCAACUGUGAAAGCAAAGGAUUCUCUACUUCCAAUAAAAAAAGUUCUCACCAUUCUGAACAGUACUUUUUUUUUUUUUAAUGGAACAGCUCAACAACCAGAACCAGAGAGACACUAUGAAUUCAUCACCAGAACUAGUCUUGUAUAAUUUCUCGCACAGCUCCUGUUCAUGGCGGGUCCGCUUCGCUUUAAACCUUAAAGGACUGGAUUAUGAGUAUAAAGCAGUCAACCUUGCAAAAGGAGAGCAGUUUAGUACAGAGUUUGAAAAAUUGAAUCCUCUCCGUUAUGUUCCAGUCUUGGUUGAUGGUGAUGUGGUAGUCUCCGACUCCUUAGCAAUCUUGCUGUAUUUGGAAGAAAAGUAUCCUCAGAGAGCUUUGCUGCCAGAUGAUCCUCGGCGAAAAGCUCUAAAUCUCCAAGUUGCCAGUGUCGUCUGCUCUAGCAUACAACCUCUUCAUAUGUUGGCUUUGGUGGUACAUAAAAGCAUUGAAGAAAAAGUUGGUCCAGGAGAGGGAUUAUUAUGGGCACAAUCUAGUAUUGAAAAAGGUUUUUUUGCACUUGAGAAGUUGGUAAAAGACUUUGCAACCAGCUUUGCCACUGGAGAAGCAUUAUACAUGGCUGAUGUGUUCUUGGCCCCACAGAUUGCUACAGUUGUUAUGAGGUUCAACAUUGAUAUGCUGUGUGAUUGUUUAUGCAGUCCAACUUCCCUGUUUUAAGUAGGGUAUAUGAAUCAUACAAGACCGUACCGGAGUUCCGAGCUUCAUCCCCGGAAGCACAGCCAGUUGCAGGGAGUUAAGUUUGUUAUUUUUUUAAAUGAAUGUCAGCAAAGCUUUAGGUUCAAGAGUUCCAGCAUAGCUAUUGAGUUACUUCUUUCUUUUUUCCCCCUUUUAUUUGAUAAAUAACUGGGUAAAAUGAAAAAUAAAAUGUCUUAUGCUUUCGUUAUUUGCACUUUGGGGACCUAUAGUUUCUUCUGGUUGCUUUUUUGCCCCUUGCGACAAUUAACUUGCUAGAUGGUGUCCUCAAACUUUUUAUUUUUUCGAACACAUCCUAAUCCCUUAAUUUUGAA